GUAUGCUGACGAUAUUGGUGAUCGCAAACUGACCGGACCAAUACGAAAAAUCUACAGGAAAGAUCUGAAUCCAAACUACGUGGCAUACUAUGAAUUUGAAUUUGAAGAUUGGUCUAUUACGUUCUCUGCUGGACCGAGGACAGGAGAUCAUAGGUUGGUAGAAGAAGGACAAGUUCCGAGAACCACGGAUAUGUUGAUUGACCAUGCUGCUAAUAUGAACAAAAUUUGUGACAAGUUUUUUCGUCUGAAUGCUGAUGGUACAACAAUUUGUGAAGACGAUGCAGGAGAAGCUGUUGCUUCAACAAUGGAUUUAAAAACACUAACAACA
Paramuricea clavata is the source of this 328-nucleotide messenger RNA. NCBI's taxonomy places the organism in Eukaryota, Metazoa, Cnidaria, Anthozoa, Malacalcyonacea, Plexauridae. The record is from the annotation of a GenBank genome assembly.